Messenger RNA from Hirundo rustica (Barn swallow), 1818 nucleotides. It is a transcript of the gene ADPRM, whose product is annotated as ADP-ribose/CDP-alcohol diphosphatase, manganese dependent. Bases 7 to 963 code for a protein of 318 amino acids. The record is from RefSeq and is a predicted model, not a curated record. Lineage: Eukaryota; Metazoa; Chordata; Aves; Passeriformes; Hirundinidae. The transcript has 3 exons. Gene Ontology annotation, molecular function: ADP-ribose diphosphatase activity; CDP-glycerol diphosphatase activity; manganese ion binding.
GCCGCCAUGCAGGCGGCGCCGCGCCUCGCCUUCGGGGUGGUCGCUGACAUCCAGUUCGCGGACGCGGAGGACGGGCACGACUUCGGCGGCUGCCGGCGGCGCUACUACCGCAACAGCCUGCGCUUGCUGCGGGAGGCGGUGCGGGCGUGGGGCGGCGAGAGCCCGCCGAUAGACUUCGUGCUGCAGCUGGGCGAUAGCAUCGACGGGCAGAACGCGCGGCGCGGCGAGGCCGAGAGCGCCUUGCGGCAGGUGCUGGAGGUCCUGGGGCAGCUCUCGGUGCCGGUGCACCACGCCUGGGGCAACCACGAGCUCUACAACUUCAGCCGGGCCCGGCUGGUGCACACCGGGCUGUACAGCCGGCCCGCGGGGGGCUCGGACGGGCCGGCGGACCGGGAGUGCCACGCUUAUCACUGCAGCCCCGCGCCGCGGCUCCGCCUCGUCGUGCUCGACUCCUACGACGUGAGCACCCUGGGCGCCGACCCCGGCAGCGCCCGCUACCAGGUGGCCCUGAGGGUGCUGCGGGAGAAGAACCCCAACGAUGACCUCAACAGCCCUGAAGGGCUCAAAGAACCUCAUUUUGUAGCAUUUAAUGGAGGAUUUAGCCAAGCCCAGCUGGAGUGGUUCGAUGAAGUCCUCAAGUUCUCUGAUGAAAACCAAGAAAAAGUUAUAGUUACGGCUCACGUGCCCAUUCAUCCCUGCGCUUCCAAUGGGGUUUGCCUGGCGUGGAAUUACGAGGCUGCGCUGUCAGUGAUCCACGCGCACCGGUGCGUGGUGUGCGUCCUGGCAGGGCACCUGCACGACGGCGCCUACUGCCUGGACUCGCACGGAGUUCAUCACCUCACCUUGGAGGGCGUGAUCGAGACGCCCCCGGAGAGCAACGCCUUCGGAACUGUUCACAUCUACGAGGAUAAAAUGAUACUGAAGGGGAGCGGCAGGAUUCCCGACAGAGUUAUGCCUUUCUGAAAUACCAGGCAAAUACAGAUUGCUCUUCUUCAGGAAGGACUCGGACAAAAACGUAGGAGAUUCAGCUGUUUGCUUUUAGAAAGCUGUGCAUGGCUGAUCCUUAUUGCUUUAGCUCAGGCGUUUUUUUCUCUUGGCUACAGAAUUUUAGAAAUUGUGUUUCUGUAAGAAAGCACCUUAUUUCUUUUUGGAGAAUAGAGAAGGCCAGUAAUUGAAAUAAAUAUACUCAAAUGCAGAAGGUUGAUUUCAAACGCCCAAUCCAGACUGGAUUGCUACUGUGAAAAGAUGCAAACCAAAAAAAGCUCCACUGCUGUUCUCUCAGUGUGCAUUAAAGCAUGCAGAGUUGUACCUGCCCAGCCACUUCUCUGUUUAUUUAUUUUCUGUGAACAUUACAGUAAGGUCUCAUGUCUGGCAGAAUGUAUCCAGCCUGUAGCCUAAUUCAGUCUUCCAACAUUGCUUUAAAAGACUAAAGUAAUCCUCAGAAAAAGCUGAGCCUAAGGAGAAUGGAGCCCAUCUGCGCUGCAGCACGGAAUUCUGCAGAUACUCGGGCUGUGUGUGCACAGCUGGGAUCACCUGCAGCAGUGCUGAGAGCCUGAGCUCUGACACCCAUCUGAAGAAAGGUGCUGUGUGUUACACCUGGAGCUGCCCUGGCUCUGUCCCAGCCAGUUCCUGAGUCCAGGGUAUCCACCUGUGCUUCCUUCUGCAGGAUGAAUAGUGGGACAUGCUUGCUGCUGCGUGGGUCCUGCUUUCCAAGAAAAAUUAGGUGAGCAGCAGGGUUGUGACAGAGUCCAUAUCUGCUGGUGACAGGCUUGUGUACGCAUAUUCCAGAAAAUAAAAAGAUACAGAAGCCUUCAUUGA